UUUCCAGCUUUUCAGAAUUUGUUUCCUGUCAAUGCUCCAGUUGUUCUACCCCAAGCUGCACGUCCUGAUGAAAGCUAAUGAUCAGAUAGGGACUGAGCUCCCUCUCUGAUGCUGCCUUACAAAGCAUAGCGUAUGCAAAGUGCAGAGUAGAGGUAGGGCAUAGGUGCUCUGUAGAUGAACAAUAGCUCAAUUUUUGCAUGCUUUUGCAUUUAAAAUGACCAACAGUCUGACUGGAAACUAAAGUGAGAACCUGUUGUCUCAGCGUCCUUGUGAGAUUGAUACAGUCACCGAGGAACUGCAGAAAGGACCGCAGCUUACUGACCAGUUUAUUCCAUAAAGGAAUCCUCCCAAAGCCCUUGGAGUCUGGAAAUAAUGUCUGGUAUUGCUCCUCCAUUGCCUGCUCGACCCAAAAGACCCAACCAACAAGUGGAAAGAACUUUGUCUGACAAUGAGUUGACUUACGGAUCUGAGGACGGAGCUACCUAUGAGCCGCCUCCAACUGAAAGGCCCAAGAUAAGUCCAGGGACAAUCAAAUCUAUUGGUAAUAAUGUUUAUGUAGGUUCCACACCAGUGCCUCCUCCACCAAGCCAAACCCGGCCUCCAAUGCCCGUUUCCACAGAGGACGCUGACAGUGCUGAGUAUCUGGAGUUUGACAACAUAGAAAGGAAAGGAAGUAAACCUAUAUCUGGUCCCAGAUCACUGACAACUCCUCCACGGGGAGGAAUUUUACCUCCAGUGGGAACUCCUGCCGUUCCUGUCGGAAAAUCAAUUCCCGGGAAACUUGCCUUACCUUCAGAAGAAGUUCGAAGGACACCUACAAUGGGAAUUUCACAGGGUCAAACUAGAUUUGGUCUACUUGUGCCAACUCCAUUUGUUCAGAGUGGAUCCUUCCCAAGAAUGCAGGAAAGCUACAUGGGGAACACGAGCGGCAGCAUGGCAUCUUCUUCGCAGGGUUCUGGUGGAGAGAAUGCCUGUUUACAAGCUAAACCCUGGUUUGCAAGCAAGUGUGAUCGAAAGACAGCAGAAGUUGCAUUGUUUGAAAACGGCAAGGAUGGUGCAUUCCUAGUGCGACCCAGUUCAAGAGGGAACAGAAACCAACCCUACACUUUGGCAGUGUUGUACCGGAGAAAAGUUUUCAACAUUCCCAUUCGCUCUAAUGAAUUCAGAAGUCACUAUAUUCUUGGCAAGGCAAAGGCAGGAGAGAAGAUCUUUAACAACCUUCCAGAACUGAUUGAGUAUUAUCAGCAGAAAUCACUGAUCCUGAUUAAUGAGCAGAACCAGACUAAAGAUGCCACCCUAUUGCUUUACUCUGUCCGACCAGGAGCGUCAACCAACAGAUGUUCCAACCUGCUCUGAAACGACACGUCAACGUUGGUAUCUGGGUCCUUCAGGAACAAGGAGUGGUCUGUCUGCCUUCCAGUCAUCAGACUCGGGACUGCCGAUACCCAUAACCAUUUGGAAAAAAAUUUCCACAAGCCAAGUUAAUA
Messenger RNA from Mobula hypostoma (lesser devil ray), 1487 nucleotides. Its product is annotated as B-cell linker protein. Gene Ontology annotation, biological process: intracellular signal transduction; cell surface receptor protein tyrosine kinase signaling pathway. The coding region runs from base 373 to 1356 and encodes 327 amino acids. The transcript has 16 exons. The record is from RefSeq and is a predicted model, not a curated record. Lineage: Eukaryota; Metazoa; Chordata; Chondrichthyes; Myliobatiformes; Myliobatidae.